CAUACCCUGUACACCACAUGGUUAAUCUGCUGGAUGUUAUUCAGCAUACCCUGUACACCACAUGGUUAAUCUGCUGGAUGUUAUUCAGCAUACCCUGUACACCACAUGGUUAAUCUGCUGGAUGUUAUUCAGCAUACCCUGUACACCACAUGGUUAAUCUGCAGGAUGUUAUUCAGUAUACCCUGUACACCACAUGGUUAAUCUGCUGGAUGUUAUUCAGUAUACCCUGUACACCACAUGGUUAAUCUGCUGGAUGUUAUUCAGUAUACCCUGAACACCACAUGGUUAAUCUGCUGGAUGUUAUUCAGCAUACCCUGUACACCACAUGGUUAAUCUGCUGGAUGUUAUUCAGUAUACCCUGAACACCACAUGGUUAAUCUGCUGGAUGUUAUUCAGCAUACCCUGUAACAACCACAUGGUUAAUCUGCUGGAUGUUAUUCAGUAUACCCUGUACACCACAUGGUUAAUCUGCUGGAUGUUAUUCAGUAUACCC
Molecule: messenger RNA, 493 nt
Organism: Coregonus sp. 'balchen'
Lineage: Eukaryota; Metazoa; Chordata; Actinopteri; Salmoniformes; Salmonidae
Source: the annotation of a GenBank genome assembly